Messenger RNA from Oncorhynchus mykiss (rainbow trout), 3615 nucleotides. Lineage: Eukaryota; Metazoa; Chordata; Actinopteri; Salmoniformes; Salmonidae. The record is from RefSeq and is a predicted model, not a curated record.
UUCUUCUAUUGGCUAGUGGAGCUGCCGAUCAGCAGAAAGCCCAGUAAAUUGUUUUUUUUUUUUUGGACUGGCGCAAGAACGUCUUUGCUUUGGUCGGUAGCCGAAACGGCAUCGAACUUUAGAAUGACCAGAAACUAAGUCCGAAUCAGGAGCCAGGCGGUACAGCAGGAUGUCUAUAGAAGCUGAGGCGUUGCUGCAGGAGGCUAAGGAGAGUAUAGAAGCAGCUCAGAAUUACAGGAGCGAACUACAACAACGCCUACAUGGACUCAGCCAAGCACGCAAACAGGUACGAGGCAGCUCGUCUCAGGCCAGAGAGGGGUUGAAGCGUCAUUUCUCAGAGCUCCAGACGGCUGUGACCCGCCUCCUGACGGAGCGUCUGAGCGUGCUCCUUAGCGAGGUGGAUGUCAUCGAGCAGGACAGCGUUCGACCGCUGGACGACUGUCAGAAACUCAUAGAACACGGAGUCAACACUGCAGACGAGCUGCUCCGAGAGGGUGAGGUAGCUAUCCGUUGUGGUCUGGGGGAGAAGGAGGACCUGCUGGGGUGUUUCACCAAGAAGGCCCUUCAGAUCCAUCUGGACAGCCUCCCGGAGGUACCAGUGUUAGUAGACGUGCCGUGUGUGUCUGCCCAGCUUGAUGACUCUCUGCUGUACGCGGUGAGAGACAGAGUGUCACGACACGGAUCAGUCUCUUCACACCCUCCAGUCCAGAUAGAGGAGCUCCAGGAGAGACCUGGCAGUGUGUUAGUACGCUGGUGUAAGGUGGAUGAUGAGUUUGCGGUGCAGGACUACCGUCUGCAGUAUCGUCGCUCAGUGUCUGGUCAGUACCCAGGUCAGUACGAGGACACCUACAUCGGGCCGGAGCAGGAGUUCCUGGUCCUACACCUGGACCCCCACACUGAUCAUUUGUUCAGGGUGUGUGCCCGGGGGGAGGGACGUACCGAGUGGAGCCCCUGGAGCGUCCCACAGACAGGAUACACCACGCUGGCACCCCAUGAGUGGUGUCCAGGCAGUGAGGGCUACAUCCUCAGCAGUAGAAGGAACAUCGCCAUGCGGAGUGACUCGUCCCCCUCUAAAGCUGGGGUUCUCUACUCCAACGCUCCAACCUACUUCUGUGGACAGACGCUCACCUUCAAGAUCUCUGCCACGGGCCAGAUGGACAAGCGGGACAGUAUCGGGGUGUGUGUGGGGUGUGAGGGAGAGGCGGAGUCUCUGCAGAGGGACCAGGCUGUCUGUAUCUCCACCAACGGAGCAGUGUUUGUCAACGGUAAAGAGAUGACCAACCAGCUGCCUUCCAUCACCCUUGGCUCUGCUGUGACCUUCGAUAUGGAAGUGGUCAACCUACUUCCUAUUAGCAACAACAACAACCUUAGCGACGGAGGCAACUUCAAGCUGAGGGUUACGAUUGGCUCAGGGAACCGGGAAGUGGUGUUUGAUUGGCUGCUGGACCAGGGGGUGGACUGCCUGUUCUUUGGCUGCUCCUUAGCCCACCCUGGUUGGAAGGUGCUGGUGUUCUGAGGCUGCUGAUUGGACAGCAGCCCCAUCAGUCAACACAAAGGGGCAAGCGUCCUGUCUGCUGGAGUUGUCCUGUCCCAAAUCAACCCCUAGACCCAACCCCUUAGACCAGUGCUAUUCAAACUUUUUAGCAGGGACCCUAUUUUGUUGUGUGCAAUUUCUCAUGAACCCAACCCAAAAAAAACAGUACAUUUUAGAUUUUUACAUCAACGAAUAACCCUUAAUUCAUUACAUUUACAAGAAACCAAAAUAAAUGUACUCAAUUUUAUUUUUCAAAUACGUUUGUACAUUGUCUCAUACAAUAAUCUGUACUCGUACUAUUUGUUUAGUGGGGGGGGGUCGCGAUCCUCGCCUUUGAAUACCACUGCCUUCGACACUUAGCCUCUACCCCCUAUAGCAACUGUUCAGUGUUGGGGUAUUUCUAAAUGUGAAUUCAACUGUUGUUUACAGUAAAUGUACCCCUCUUUAACCCACUGUGACUCAUCUGGUCCUUUCACCCCGGGAAAGGUUUCAUCUGGCGCAGCGAUCUGUGCUUCCUCCAGGUAUGACUGGUGAUGGCUGAGAGUUGUCUGCUCCGGUAUCAGAAAAUCUCAACUUUCUCCUCUUGGGCACCUGGAUGGACAAUGUACACAAAGCCCUUUCUGACCUGUCUGAUAACAUAUCCUGCCAUCUGAUACAGACUGAUGUACCAGAACUGACCAAUCAUUAUUCCUUUUCAAGACACACUCAGGCUGUGCAGGAAAUGGCACCCUAUUCCCUACAGAGUGCUAUGGACCUUGGUCAAAAGUAGUGGACUAUAUAGGGAAUAGGGUGUCAUUCCUGUGCCCUAUUUCAGAUGCACAUUCUCUCCAAACGUCCUAAAAUUGUGGUUUUUAAACUUUUGAAUGUGAGAACAAUAAGGAGGUGGUCUCGCUCAGAGAAGUGAUCAGAGAGCGAGACGUUGCCUUUCAUCAAACACUUGAGCUGCAAAGCAUGCUGGUCUGGUUUACCACAGAAUAAAACACCAUCACUGUGAAAAACGACUCACUCCAGAGAUCGUAACCUCUUCUUCGUCGGUCUCUCCUUUUAAAAACGUUUUUUUUUUGCUAACAGUAUUCACAACCAUGUAAUGUAACUUCCCUUGUAGACAUUGAUGUACUUUCAUGUGAAUUUUUGGGGGAACUUGUUCUACUUGUGAGAGGUGAAUUCAUAUUUUAAAAACGGCAUCCCAUUUCCUCUAGACCACUAUAGGGACUAGGGGUCCGUUGUGGGUUGCUUCCUGCGGUUCUGCAGAGAUGGUAUGGUUGCUGUGGUUACAGAGCGCUCUUCAGCAGACUGACUGAGUUCGAUGGUUCAAAUUUAAAAUGAACCUUUAUUUAACUAGGCAAGUCAGGAAAGAACAAAAUGUUAUUUACAAUGACUGCCUACCCUGCUCCCCUAACCCGGGCGAUGCUAGGCCAAACCCUAUGGGACUCCCGAUCAUGGCCGGUUGUGUGACAGCCUGGAAACGAACCAGGGUCUGUAGUGACGCCUUAGACCGCUGCGCCACUCGGGAGUGUGACAGUUUCACAUUUAACAGGUUAACAGUGGUCAUACAUACUGUAAGACACUGCUAGAUUAUAGCUGCAGUGUUGCUUCACGUCCAAAUCAUCUGAUAUCAGUGAAAGGCUGCCAAUGGCGGUAAGGUAGGAAAUGGAACCAGGCCACCUGUUAAAGUGGGGUCAUACUCAGCUGUCUGUCAUCCACCACCGUCUUCAUGCAAACAUCCGUCUCAGAUUCCUUUAACUGUGUGUUUAUGUCCCAAAUUGCACCCUAUCCCCUAGCUAGUGCACUACUUUUGACCAGGAUCCAUAGGGCCGGUUAAAAGAAGUGCAUCAGAUAGGGUGCCAUUUGGAGUGCUGACUGUGACUUGUAAUCAGGGUUGGGGGCUCAGUUCCAUUUCAAUUCGGGGAGUUUAACUGAAAUUCCGAUUUGCGUUAAAGUGGAAUGUGAGUCGACUUCCUAAAAUGGCAUUGACCCCAGUCCUGCUUGUUAUCAGGCUUGUUAUUGACAUCUGUGUGUGUUCCUUCCUUCAGUACAGAACGAAUGCCCCAGAAACAUCCAAUAAAUUGCUUAGUCAUCUA